UGCUCGGCUUGGACUGGCCGGUUGAAGAACCGUCAGUCUCGACACCAGACCCUCCGUCGCCGUUCGCAACCGCCACAAUGGCGCCAAACCCUCAGCUCACAUACGUGGAUCGUGUGGUCAUGGAGAUUAUCGAGACGGAGCGGAUGUACGUCAGGGAUCUGCGCAGCAUCGUAGAGGAUUAUCUUGUGCACAUCAUUGACACCAGGGACCUUCCCAUCAAACCAGAGCAAGUGUGUUUGCUGUUUGGGAAUAUUGAACACAUUUACGAGUUCAACAGUGAGUUAUUACAGUCUUUAGACAUGUGUGCCAGUGAUCCUGUGUCCAUCGCACGCUGCUUUGUGGACAAGAGCGAGUAUUUUGAGAUCUACACGCAGUACUGUACAAACUACCCAAAGUUGGCGCUGUUGACAGACUGUCUGAGGAAUAAAACUCUGGCCAAGUUCUUCAGGGAUCGGCAGGCGUCGCUCAAGCGCUCUCUUCCGUUGGGUUCUUACCUGCUCAAACCAGUUCAGAGGAUCCUCAAAUAUCACCUGCUGCUUCAGGAAAUCGCUAAGCACUUCGACCCUGAGGAGGACGGGUACGAUGUGGUGAUCGAGGCCAUAGACAGCAUGACCGGAGUCGCCUGGUACAUCAACGACAUGAAGAGAAAACACGAGCACGCCGUGAGACUUCAGGAGAUCCAGUCUCUGCUCAUAAACUGGAAGGGUCCGGAUCUGACCACAUACGGUGAGCUGGUUCUGGAAGGAACGUUUCACGUCCACCGCGCUAAAAACGAGAGAACCCUCUUCCUGUUCGAUAAGAUGCUGCUCAUCACCAAGAAACGAGGGGAACAUUACGUCUACAAGACUCACAUCUCGUGUUCCACACUGAUGCUGAUAGAAAGUGCCAAAGAUUCUCUGCGCUUCAGCGUGACGCAUUACAAGCACCCCAAGCAGCCGCACACGGUUCAGGCCAGAACGGUGGAAGAGAAGAAACUGUGGGCUCAUCACAUAAAGAGACUCAUUCUGGAGAACCAUCACGCCAUUAUCCCGCAGAAAGCCAAAGACGCAAUCCUGGACAUGGACUCGACAUGUCCAGUGAAGUACCGCUACAGUCCGGACAGACUGAAGAAAGCGGCGUCCUGUCAAAAUGAAGAUUUCUCCGGUGUGUUAAAGGAACGGAGACGCUCUGAACCGGCUAAACGAACUGUACGAAGCACUAAAGGCACGCUUAAGCAUGCAGACAGCGAAGGUACUCUAUUAGUGGAUAAAGACCAUCUUUCCAUACUGCCCACAACCGUGAGCUCAAACCCAGAACUCAAGACUGCGGUACCUGGAAUGAUUCAGAACGGACAAGAUCAUGAAUCCAGCACAGGCUCGCUGGAUGACAGUAGGCUUGAAGAGAAAGCAAGGAGAGCAGAGGACAGAAUAGGAGGAGAUAAUGGAGAAGAGGAAGAUCUGAUGGGAGUCGAGCAGGUAGCAGACUUUGCCAGUUCAGUGUUGGCCGCCAUCUCCUGCUGGCAUCAUAGGGCUAAGGCUUUGCUUUUCGAUCAGAUCACCACGGACAGAGAAGGUUGUUGGGAAAAUUGGCCAAUAAACAAAAGCAGCCAAAUACCCACUAAAGAAAAGCCUGAUGAUACGAGUAAAAGUUUGACUCUCUUUGAACAGAGCUCAACUGGGGAACGCAGUUCACAGAAGGUCUUUUCUUCUCUCAGAGAGUCAGAGGAGACAGGGGUGAACCAAUCAGAUAAUUAUCCCAAAAUGUGUGGGACAAUAAUGGCAGGAUGCCACACUGAUCCAGAGAUAGUAGACUUCAAUAAUGGAGGACGAGAAAUCGGAGAUAAUGUUGAGGACAGUGUGGAUUUCUCAUCUCCUGCUGGACUAGAAGAGCACCAAAAGGAAGGGACUUCAUCCAGCAGGAACCUCUCAGAAGAUGUGCAGAACAUGGAGGUAGAUGUGGACGUUGAAGCACCUGGUGGCCUCUUGUCUUCAUCCAUACUGGACAAGGUAAGCGAUAUCUCAGAGCGAUGUGCCAGCAGCCUCUCUCGAAGAAGUAGUCUAGGAGUCGAAGCGUCUUUUGACUUGGGCUGCCCGUCUUCUCUGUCGGAAAGUAGAAGAAGCAGUUUGCUCAGCAGUGGUGCUGAGCCCCACAAGAAAGACAAAGGCCUAGAGUUUAGACGGUCCACUCCAGAACCAUUAACAGAGACCGUUCCCGACAGCCUGUCUAUACCAGACCAAAGAUCUCAAAUGAAACAGGAUACUCUUUCCAAAAAGGACCGAUUGCUCAUACAUAAGAUUCGACGGUACUACGAACAUGCUGAGCACCAGGAUGCCAGCUUUGCCGUCAAACGCAGAGAGAGCCUUUCAUACAUCCCUGCAGGCCUAGUCCGUAAUCUGAGCCAACAACUUGAUGACCUUGCAGACCAGGAUUUGGCAUUGCAUAAGAGGGCGUCUUCCAUCACAAGGCCAACUUUAUGGUCUGUCUUUAAUAUAUCAGGCUUGGGGGUUGACAAGAAAGCAAAGGAUAGCUCUGAUUUUGUGGUCCCUGCAAAUGACAAAGAGUCCAAGCUUAGAGAUCAAAGUGGGAAUGAGGAAUUCCAGCCUGCAUCUGACAUGGUUAAAGUGUGGCAAGUCAUGGAAAUGGAGAUAACUGGGACUUCUGAACAACAUCAGGACUCAGAGAAUUCCCAAAUGACUACACCUGGUGAAGAAAAGAAAGCAGAAACCAGUAAGGUGAGCUUGGAUAGUGGACUUGGGGAACCUCUGGUAAUAUUGGAAGAAUCCGAUGAAAGCUCUACCUCACCCCCAAUUAACAACGUCUUAGAAAAGGACAAGAUGCAAGAGUUCCAGAGGCAUCCAAACGAGGAACACAAGUUACAAGAGCAGCACAAGGUCAACCACCGUCCUCUACCAAAGAUCAUCUCCUUAAGGUCAGCCAGUGAGGAUGAACUCAUCCUUCAAGAUAUGGAGAAAAGGAAAAAUAAGGUGUUCCAGUUGGCCAGGCACUACAGUCAGCGUAUCAAAAACAACAAACCGGUAGUAAGGCAGAGGCCCAAGAUCUUGGAGAACCAUUUCGUGCCCAAGAACCUGUCUUCGGUCAUGGAGGAGAGACCUCCAGGAAAAGAGAAAGGCAUUCCUGACAAGCCACUGUUGCUGAACUUGAAUGAGCAGGACCUUAUCCCGGACUCUACGACUACUAGUCCACCUUCCAGCCUCUGUUCUCCUGGAAGUCCUCAGUUCCUCAAUUGCAGAUUAUACGCUCAGAGACCACAAAGUCCUGUACAAACUGAGACCUUCCACUGGCCGGAUGUCAAAGAGUUGCGUUCCAAAUAUAACAGCCAAAGGCAAGAUGAUGCAUCCACUUCCCCUCGUCCGUUCCCAGUGAGUCGCAGUACUUCAUUUUCAGAAAGAGCUUUGGAGACUGAAUCGGAGAGAUCCGGAGCAUCGUGUUCAUUGUCUUGUUCAUCCCCUUUCUGCAAUAUCACAGUGCAGAGAACUACAUCCAUAGAUUCUACAUGUUCCAGCAAGACCAUUGAAGGUGAAGGUUUGCCUUCGCUGUGUAGAGUUAAUGCAUUUGAUUUCGGCUUGGGAUCCACUAAUGCACAUGAGCAACUGGAGAGAGGUUGCGACGCUGGUCAAGAUGAGAACAACCUCAUUGUAGUAGAGAGGAUCUGCAAGGCCAAGCAUGAAGAGGAUGAUUUAGCAAUGGUUUCACAAUCUGAAUUUGCAAUGGCAAACAGUAAAGAGCACAACUUUAGUGAAUGGAUGGAAAAAGCCGAGAACAGUCAACAUAGUUUGGUUAAAAACCUGCGGGAUAAAUUUCAGAACCUGAGUUCUUAUACGUGAGACUUAUAACGCAAACUUUUUUACUCUUAACACUCAGAACCUUAAAAUAUCUUACAGCUAGCAUUCCUCUCUCCAAAAUAUGUCAUUUGGCCAUCUGUUUGAGAGGCUUAGUAAGUCUUACACAGGUUUGGUGUUCUGUGUUUUUGGAAAGAAAGCAUGACUCUUCAAUUCCAGUUAUGAAUUAUCAGCAGAUGUCGUACAAACCAACUGGAAAAGGGAUGCCUAUGGACCUCAGAGAAUAUAUUUAUGAAAUUUGCAUUUGUAAAUAUAUGUAUAUUAGAGUUUUCCUGUGUAUAUUUCAUUGAGAUGUAAACAUUUGUUAAAGGAGCUGACUGUGGUACUGUAAGUUUUUUGGUAAUGUUUAGAAAAGUGGUUAAAUACGUAUUUUUCUUCCAGACAUUUUGAAAAAAAAAAAACAAUAAGGAAGAAUAUAUAACAGGUCAGUGCAUACUAAGUUACCAAUGUGCCUAUUUUUGUUAGAAAUUUAUUAGUACACACAUAUUUUCACAUGUUUCCGGAAAAGCACUGCAAUAUUAAAUGCAAUGUUAGUUAUUUUGAUAGGCAUUGCCUGAUGUCUCUUCACUGUUUGUGUUCAAGCUCUGACCAGAGGAAAGAGGGUAAUCUCAUAAAGACGUCAUUCCCCACUAAUGAGGAGAAAACUGGAAAUCAUAAUCAGAUUAGGCUAAUGAAUGAUAAACCGUGACAAAGACUGGUGUCAUUUUUAAUCUGGAAUGUUUUCGGUUGGGUGUGUACAGUUUAAAAUUGUCAAAUAGUGCUCAGUUUGACUGAAUGUUUGGUGUCAAAUUAAAAUGCUGCUCUUUUUUGACAACGUAUUGUGCUGUCUUAAUGUUGCUGAUUUUUAAUUGUUAAAGGUCAGAUGUGAUUCCAACUCAUCUGAGAAUUUGCUUUUUGAGCAUUAUGAGAUAAUUCAAGUUAAGGGAUACGUCAUUUGAGCAACAUAUAAUGCACAGUCACGAAAUGUGUUUUGGGUCACGUUUAAUGGGAUAUAUUAUAAGCCAUCUUAUUUUUGGUUGUAUUUUUCUGCUCAUUGGUGGGGUUUAUCUCCGGGCAUGAUGUCACUGUUAUCUUGUAUAUUUAAACUUUUUUUAUUUAUUUGAUUUGGUGUAAAUAUGAUGCACAAUACCUGUGUAAAAAUGUCCAGUUCAUAUCCUAUUUUUCUGAUAUACUACAUUAAAAGAAA
This is a messenger RNA of Sinocyclocheilus anshuiensis, 5025 nucleotides long. RefSeq names its product pleckstrin homology domain-containing family G member 3. The record is from RefSeq and is a predicted model, not a curated record. NCBI's taxonomy places the organism in Eukaryota, Metazoa, Chordata, Actinopteri, Cypriniformes, Cyprinidae. Gene Ontology annotation, molecular function: guanyl-nucleotide exchange factor activity; small GTPase binding. Bases 78 to 3824 code for a protein of 1248 amino acids. Gene Ontology annotation, biological process: regulation of establishment of cell polarity. The transcript has 17 exons.